This is a messenger RNA of Chlamydomonas reinhardtii, 870 nucleotides long. RefSeq lists its product as uncharacterized. The transcript is spliced from 4 exons. Gene Ontology annotation, molecular function: cysteine-type peptidase activity. The record is from RefSeq and is a predicted model, not a curated record. The coding region runs from base 198 to 707 and encodes 169 amino acids. Lineage: Eukaryota; Viridiplantae; Chlorophyta; Chlorophyceae; Chlamydomonadales; Chlamydomonadaceae. Gene Ontology annotation, biological process: proteolysis.
CGGAGAGCUGCGAUCGAGCUGCUGCGCACGAUGCGUAAUACCAGGGCGUGCCGCAAGGCUGGCGUGUGGGUUGCCUCAAAGGAUAACGAGCUUGUUCCGGUCCCGUCGUGCAGUGCGGCAGCUGCUACGCGCAUGCCCCGGCGGCCUGUAUCCAGUCUCUGGCCGUGCUUGGGAACGCCUACACCCCAUCGGCGCUAAUGCCAUCUAGCCCGGGCUCAGCGGGAGGCGCUCGCGCGCUGCUGGGUCCGGAGCAGGUGGUGCAGUGCAAGCCCGGCGGCUGUGCGGGCGGCUGGGUGGGGGACACCUACAUCCAAGCCAUGCGUGGCCUGCUGUACCAGGAGGAGUGGGCCAAGGCCGUGGCAGCAGCAGGACCCGAUGCCAGCACCUGCCCUAAGGCACCGCUGGACAAGUUGGCCUCGGACCUGGACAGCGCAAACAUCACGUACUCGCCGACCGGGCUGCGCAUCCAGGCGUGGGAGACCAUCCCGCCGUCCGAAUUCGCGCUCAUCCAGGCCCUGGCCAACCAGCCGGUGGUGGCGCUGCUGCACGCCGGCGAGGACUGGUCGCUGUACUUCGGACAGCGCGGCCGGGUGUACGACGGCAACUGCUCCUCCGACCCGAUGAAGUCCACACACGCGGUGGUGAUCGUGGGGUACACCCCCGACACGUUCAUCAUCAGGCCCCAGACUUCAGCGGAUCCCUCCUAAUGUCUUAGGAAGCAUGGCGGUCACUACACACAUGGAUUUUAUAAACCCGGGGGGGGGGGGUGUUCUGAAUGCGACAUUACAAUAUGUUAUGCGCGCUGGGAGGACAUGCCACGGCAUGCCACCAUGCACCAAAACGUGUGAAAACGUACAUAUUCGAACUAGA